AUGCUUGAGGAUCAACCACAAGAAAAUAACAUUAAGCCAUCGUUUUUUUCUAGACCACCCCAAUAUCCCCUGGAAGUCAAUUCCGUCUAUCGUCCCAAAUUUUCCAAUCUCAUGACCGACAAACCAUUUACAAAGCCAUUUUACGCCCGUGAUGAUAGGCGAUCUGUAGAAAAGAUAAGUGUUGCAACCAAAGAUGGUGAUUCUAUACCAAUGGCAGGGACAUGCAACGCUACUGAACAGAAAUUAUCAUCUUCCAUUGGAUGCGAUGCAAAAUUUCCAUCUUUCACCUCAAGUGGUGGAUCAAGAUGCAGUGGUGGUGACAACUCUCUUGAUGGGGAUGUGGGUAUUGACGUGUCAGUCGAUCUUCAGCCAUCUGAGUGUGCUCGAGGACCCAUAGAUAGUCAACCGAUACUUAUAAGUGAAAACGCGAAGACACCCGACUAUCUUGAUCAAAAGUUUGUCCCCCUAAUAGAAACUGAUAAGUUGAGUGAACCUGACAUGCAUCCAUCGAAUGAUCCUACAACUUCCCAAGCUGCUGAGUCCAACGAUUUGUGCGUGACUAAUAAUGUCACUCUAUCGAUAAUGGAAUUGCCGUCCUCUGUCUACGUUCCACCUUCUUAUACGAUUCCACCGGUUAUACUUUCUAAUAAUGUGGCUGCAUUUUCAUCCAGUUCUGUCGAAUCUCUCGUGACUCCGAUGCUUACGCCACAGGUGUUUCUCCAAGGACAACAACAACAGCAUCCUAGAAAACAGUUUCCGACAUCCAAGAAUAAAAACCCUAACAGUAUACCGCCCGUUUUUCAAGAAAACGGAUUGUAUGGGGUGAGUCUGCCGCAGAACGGCGCUAGCAAGGAAUACUAUGUGAUGGUUCAUGUCGAGGCAGGAGCAACCUUUUCCAUUCGAACUGGAGACCAAGAGCAGCAGAUACCUGGUAAUUUUCUAUAG
Molecule: messenger RNA, 945 nt
Organism: Hydatigera taeniaeformis
Lineage: Eukaryota; Metazoa; Platyhelminthes; Cestoda; Cyclophyllidea; Taeniidae
Source: the annotation of a GenBank genome assembly